UAUACAUACUGGCUGGACUGGUGUGGCUUGGUGCUCGACAGUUUGUUUAGCGCGUCUUUUUAUUUUAUUAGUUAUAUUAAAAUUAUAAUUUCAUUGAGUUUAUUAUUAUUAAGCCUUAUUUUUUAUUAAAAUUUAGUGUUUCAAAAAAUAUAUAUAAUUUUUGUUUAGUUAUUAUCGACUGUUUAUUUAUUAACUUCUUUCAUCCGUGUCAGUUAUUUUAGUCGAUUAAAGGUUAAUGUAUAAGUUUAGAUUUAGAUUUAUUUACUGGAUAAAUACAACUAUUAUCAGCAUAGUGAAUAUUAAUUGAUGUCGACUUUUGGAUUACACAAGGAGUAAAGAGUUAUCUCGCAGCAAGAUGGAUCGUUCCGCCAAGGAAGCAGGCUUAAAUAUGGUCUUAAAUGACUUGAACGGUUUUCAUCAGACAUUUUUAGCUGGCUUGGCAACAAUAGAACAAUUACGCAAAGACCAUGUAAACUUCAUUCGAGAUUUGGGCACUCAGAUAGCCAACAAGAGGCCGGGACUCCUUCCAAAAACACCGAAGCGUAAACGUAUUCACACAAUUCUGGAGAACGAAGAAGUUUCACCCGAAGGAAAGAAAACCCUCGAAACACCAGCGAAGACCGAUGAUGAAGAACCAAACAAGGAGGAAGAAGAAGAAGUAGUCGUUCCUAGGUCUCGACGCGGUGCUUCCGUCAAGGCUAAUGAAAAAAUAAAAAAACAGCAAUCUAUAACGCUUAAUGCUAAACUACGCAGACCGUCUAACGAUGAAGAUGUCAUGGAAGUAGUAGUGAAACCCCGAACGACUCGAGGCAAGCGGGCGAAACAACCUGUUAGUGGAUCUGAUGACGAAGAGUUAAAGAGACCAUCCAAGCAAUCAAAAAUCGAGAAAAAGAGUCACAAACUGAUGGAGAAAGUUACUAUCAAAGUCGAGCGAAUAUCUUCAACAAUUGAGCUGAACGAAGGGGAUAAUAAUAAUAAAAAUGUAAGCGAUGUUGAAAUGAUGAGUCCUCCGCGCGAAACUCGAUCUACAAAAAUUUCUGUACCAGAGCCACCAGCUGAUAAGAGUAUUGGUGAACAAGACAACACUCUUAUCACUGAAGCGUCAAUGUAUGAAGAUGCUAUUGGUAGCAAAAUGCUGCCGAUGAAUUCAACGAUGAAUCCCAAUAGCACCAUGACCAUUGACAGAAAAAUGAUGAACGUGACAGUAGUGUUGGAUAAAAUGAAUCAAACUGUCACUUUGAGUAAAAAUUCUCUGCCAUCAACUUCCGGUGAAAUGGUGCCAACAGUACUGUUAUCAAAGAAUGAAUUUCGUAAGAAAACGUCGUCGUUAAAAUCUAAUAUCGUUCAUUCAGAAGUUGAUGAGCUUAUUACUGACGACGAGUCUUCGCCGGAACGCAUUAAAGCUGUCAAUUCAUCCAAGUCCACAACCAAAAAAUUCAGAAAAUUAAAAGCCGCUGUAGUGAGUGAAACCGAAGACUCUGAAGAUGAAGUUUUAGCUACGCCGGUUAAGACAAAUCUUAAAACAAAGGAUCUUAAGUAUAAACAAAACGCGCUGUUCAGUCCUUAUGCAAAGCAAUCUGUAAAGAAUAAGGUCGAGGCUUUUGAACAAGUAGCACGAAGUCCUACAAAAGAACAAACAACUGGAAGAGUUACGAGAACUAAAACGCGAGCUAUGGCAAACGCUGCUGAUACUGCAGCCAGCAAAGCUCCUAAAACUCCGAACCCAGCUGAUGUUCGCGCUCGUAAGUCAUUGGCUAAAGCCAAAAAAAUAGCCAUCGCUAAACAAAAGCGUGAUGAUGACAAUGAAAAAGAGAAUGCGCUUCUAAAUUCUGCUCAAAAGUCGCGCCUACCAGUUGCUAAGUCUGACAAGCUGGCGCAGAAGCAACAAUUGAGGACGACUCCGGUCAGCAAAGCGCGAUUACACAUGCCAAUGUCAGUGAAUCGCUUAGCUCAUACUCCGGUCAAUGCUCACGUCUUACCAGCUUCUACCAAAGCAGCGACUACUUCCAAGACAAGCCAUCUGAGUCACGCGUCGUCAGUCGAUUCGGUGAGCCACUCGAAACCACUGAGUAAAUCAAGCUCUAUCGACAGCUUGGUUGAGAAAAAGCAGCGAGACGAAGAUGCUAGGAUCAAGAAGGAAGAGGCGCUGAGACAGCAAACUGAAGAGAAACGACGCAAGCGGGAGGAGAAAGAGCUCAAGAAUAAAAAAGCUAGGGAGGCUCAAGAAAAAUUGGAGCAGGAAAAGCGCCUCAGGUUGGAGAAGGAGAAAGAAAUGAAAGCGAAACAUGCUUUGAUAAUGCAGGAAAAAAUGCGCGAAGAAGCGGAAAAGAAAAGGCUCGCACAGCUCCAACGCGCUCAGGAGAAAGAAGAAAAGAAGAGACAAGAAGAGCAGUUGCGCCUGCAGAGGAUGCAUGAGAUUGAAGAAACUGAAAGGAAACUCGCUGAACAGAGGCGACGAGAAGAGGAGAAUGAACGUCGCAAGAAGGCGGAACUCAGAGCUCAGCAAGCAGCUGCUGCUGAAAAUGCUAAAUUGAAGCAGCAGUAUCAAGCUAAAGUUAAAGCUAUGCAGAUGGAGAAGAAUCAGCAACAACAACAGCUACAUGAGGCCCCGACGUCUUAUAAAAUUGACAGUGAUCCUGAUGAUGAUGAAUCAGAUAACGAAUCUAAUCCUAAACAUCCUAUACCUUACUGGGCACAAGCCGGAAUUCGUAAUUUACAAUUGGAACUGCAACAGUACAUUCCGAUAAAUAAUGUUUUAAAAUUCUUUGGAGCUAAAAAAUGCACGCCGGAUUUGUCAGAGCUUUUUGUGGGAGUUAAGAAGGAUCGGAUGAAGAGGACCUCGAGUGCUGUGUGGAAAUCACCGCCUCGGUUUUCAAUGAUGGAAGAUGAAUAAAUAUUUAAUCAUUAGUUAUCAUUCAUUACUUUAAAUAUAUAUUGUUUAAUAAUAUGAUUAUUUAUUUAUUCGCAGAACUAUAGAACGAACAAAAUUGUUUUUUGUAUAAGUUUUGUUUUCUUCUGGUAAUUAUUUUAUUAGGAACAUUCUGAUUAGAUGUGGGAUAAAGCUGAUUAAAGGAUUUUUAUUUAAGUAAACUACUGUAAUGUAUUCUAAAUUGACCUGUAUAUGAAACAAGAUUUAUCGAAAAAUUUAAUUAAUCAAAGUGCACGGACUUUUUUUAAAAUAGAUUGAAUUAAUUUCUAAGAUAUAAUUAGAAAAGUAAUAUUAUUCUAAGUAAGUAUUCUUAUGAUUAAUAAUGUUAGAGUAAAGAAAUAUUAGUUAUGAUUCCUUUUUAUACGUUGUAAUAAAUGACUUUUUUUUAUUA
Molecule: messenger RNA, 3320 nt
Organism: Cotesia glomerata
Lineage: Eukaryota; Metazoa; Arthropoda; Insecta; Hymenoptera; Braconidae
Gene: Incenp
Product: inner centromere protein A-like
Exons: 4
Coding region: 356-2893 (845 amino acids)
Biological process (GO): mitotic cytokinesis; positive regulation of protein serine/threonine kinase activity; metaphase chromosome alignment
Cellular component (GO): meiotic spindle midzone; nucleus; chromosome passenger complex
Molecular function (GO): protein serine/threonine kinase activator activity
Source: RefSeq, a predicted model, not a curated record